CCCUACCCUUUUAUCCCCCUUUCCUUGUACCCAACCCCACACUGCUUUGGAACAUAUGCUAAUGGAGUAAAUGCUCCUCCUUUUUCCUUUUCUCCUUCUUCUUCUUGCACCUUAGAAAAAGCCAAAGCUUCUCCGACAACUCCCCCAAAAAAGGAAAGGGGAAAAAAGACUCUAAAAGACCCAAAAAGGAGCCAUUUUUGGGGUUAAAUUUUGGUGGAACUGAGGAGCAGUGGAGUUGAUCUUUUGGUGAAGCCAUGGCAUUGCCCAUUUCUCCUCCCCUCUUUGCUUGGUUCCUGCUCAUGCUCUUCCUCCCAAUCUCUUCUUCUCAUGUCUCUUUUCAGAUCCAGAGGACACCCAUUCCAGAAAAUGAUGGGUUGAUAACAUGGAGGAGGUUGGUUGCCGAAUCGCCUUCUAUGAAUAUUUCAGUCGACAAUAGCUCGUUCGUCUUGGCCGCGGACAGGACUUACAGGAAAGACCCUUUGGAUGAUUUCAAGAAGUAUACUGGUGGUUGGAACAUAAGUAAUCGACACUACUGGGCUUCCGUUGGAUUCACUGCUGCUCCCUUGUUCACCAUCGCUUUGGUAUGGUUCGUCGUAUUUGGGCUGGUCUUGCUUCUUGCCUGCCUUUGUUAUUGCUGCUGCCGGCGUCAGAGUUACUCUUAUUCCCGGACAGCUUAUGCCCUCUCGCUAAUUCUUCUGAUACUAUUCACCUGCGCCGCAAUAGUUGGAUGCAUUUUGUUGUAUAAUGGUCAAGGGAAGUUCCAUGCAAGCACGACGACUACACUGGACUACGUUGUUGGUCAGGCCAAUUUUACGGUCGACAAUCUUAGGAACUUCUCGACCAGUUUGGCGGCUGCCAAGGCAGUUGGGGUAGACCGUGUUUUCCUGCCUUCCAAUGUCCAGAGUAAUAUUGAUGAAAUUCAGACAAAGUUGAACUCUUCGGCAAACGACCUUGCUAAUCGGACGCUGACAAAUUCCAAAAAUAUUAGAGAUGUGCUGAAUUCUGUGCGGUUGGGUUUGAUCAUAGUUGCGGCAGCGAUGCUUCUUUUGGCAUUUCUUGGAUUCUUGUUCUCCAUACUUGGAUGGCAGUUCCUUGUCUCAAUCUUAGUGGUUAUCGGGUGGAUUCUGGUGACGGGGACAUUCAUUUUAUGCGGCAUCUUCCUCCUCCUACACAAUGUAGUUGCCGAUACAUGCGUUGCGAUGGACGAAUGGGUCACUCAUCCUCACGCGCACACAGCUCUAGACGAUAUCCUUCCCUGCGUCGACGUCGCCACCGCGAACGAAUCCCUUUACAGAGGAAGGGAAGUCACUUUCCAGCUGGUGAAUCUCGUCAACCAGGUUAUCGUUAACGUGUCGAAUGGGAACUUCCCUCCGAGCGCAGCGCCUCUAUACUACAACCAAUCCGGACCACUGAUGCCCACGCUGUGCAACCCGUACACGCAAGACCUGAACAAUCGCACUUGCAGCGCCGGUGAAGUCGACUUCAACAACGCAUCGCAGGUAUGGAGACAGUACGAAUGCCGGAGCGCGGUCGUGUCCGGGACGGAGAUAUGCACGACCGUCGGCCGCGUCACUCCGACCAUAUACAACCAGAUGAACGCGGCCGUCAGCGUGAGCAGCGGGAUCUACCAGUACGGCCCGUUCCUCGUGCAGCUCGAGGACUGCACCUUCGUGCGCGAGACCUUCACCGCGAUCCACGACAACAACUGCCCGGGCCUGGAGAAGUACGUCAAGUGGGUCUACGUCGGGCUCGUGAUGGUGUCGGGCGCGGUGAUGCUGUCGCUGAUCUUCUGGCUCCUCUACGCGAGGGAGAGGCGCCACCGGAUGCGCAACAAGCAGCAGUUCAUGGCGCGGCCGGGCCAGCCCCCUUAUCCUUUACAUGAGAAGUGAAUGAGAUCUACUGAAACUUUGUAGAAUUUUCUUUUUUCCUUUAUUUGAAUCCACUUCAAAUUGCUAUAGUGUGCAUAUUUAUGUAUGGUAUUUUGUGUAGCUUGUGUUCUUUGAGUUGUUUAGGAGUUUAGUUUGUUGCUUUGUCAACUUUUUUUU
Ananas comosus (pineapple) is the source of this 2045-nucleotide messenger RNA. RefSeq lists its product as uncharacterized. The record is from RefSeq and is a predicted model, not a curated record. Gene Ontology annotation, cellular component: plasmodesma; plasma membrane. The coding region runs from base 255 to 1889 and encodes 544 amino acids. Lineage: Eukaryota; Viridiplantae; Streptophyta; Magnoliopsida; Poales; Bromeliaceae. The transcript is spliced from 9 exons.